ACCCAUGAUCCAUCUCCUUCCUUUCCUUCCUCCUCCGGAUUCAUUCACACGUUCGCUCGCGUUCCUUUCACACCGAGAUCAAGAUCAAAAGCAGUAGCAGAAGCAGAAACAGAGGCAAGCUAAUGGAGCAGAACCUGUCCAACCUAAACUCCGUUCCUGAACACCAAUACGAAGAUGAUGAUUCCACCCAAUCGGCUUUCGCGUCUAGACCUCAUCGUCCUCCAGCGCAGAUUUCAUCACAAAAAUAUGCACCUUUAGAUUGGUCGGGCUACUUUGACCAGGAAGAUGACGUUCACAUCCCAGGCUCAGACGAUGUUUUUCACAUUUAUAAAGCUGGGACUGAUGGUCCAGUUGUUUUCUGUCUCCAUGGUGGGGGAUAUUCGGGGCUCUCAUUUGCUUUGUCAGCAAGUAAAAUAAAAGAAAAGGCUCGGAUAGUAGCCUUGGAUUUUAGGGGACAUGGAAAGUCUACUACUGAGAAAGAUCUAGAUCUAUCAAUUGAGACACUAUGCAAUGAUGUGGUUGCUGUCAUUAAGGCAAUGUAUGGGGAUUCUCCUCCAGCAAUUGUGAUCAUUGGCCACAGUAUGGGAGGCUCAGUUGCUGUUCAUAUUGCUGCAAAGAAGCUGCUUCCUAGUUUGGCGGGGCUGGUUGUUGUGGAUGUUGUAGAGGGAACAGCAAUGGCUUCAUUGAUUCAUAUGCAGAAGAUUUUAUCAAACAGAAUGCAGCAUUUUUCAACUGUUGAGAAAGCGAUUGAAUGGAGUGUUAGAGGAGGCUCUCUGAGAAACAUUGAAUCAGCUCGUGUCUCUAUUCCCAGCACAUUAAUAUAUGAUGAUUCAAGGAAGUGUUAUACACAUCGUGCUAGAUUGGAAGAAACUGAACAGUAUUGGAGAGGAUGGUAUGAAGGCCUUUCGGAAAAUUUUUUGUCAUCUCCUGUACCAAAGCUUUUGCUUUUGGCAGGGACUGAUCGACUGGACAGAACUCUGACUAUAGGUCAAAUGCAAGGAAAGUUCCAAAUGGUGGUUGUUCGCCAUACAGGACAUGCCAUACAGGAGGAUGCACCGGAUGAAUUUGCCGAUCUGAUCCUGAACUUCAUAUCACGCAACAGAAUAGGCCCUCAUGGAAUAGAGAUCCCAGUAGGAAUUCGACGCCCCCCAACUUCAACGGAAGCUUGAGAGAUGGGAAAUAAAGGACAAGUGCCUGUUUGUGCGUGCGCGUAGAAGUGGUGUAUCCACCCUACAGAACAAGCAACAGGUGUUUGUUAUAUGAUGGUGAUGUAAACUUGCUAACUGGUGUCUUUAUGGAAUGGAAUAAGAGGAGGUUGCAGCAGAUUUGGUUUGGUAGUGGGGGAUGGUGGGGUUAAGUUGGUGUAAAUUAGUUGUGGAGGAUGAAUUCGAGAGAGAGAGAGUGAGUGAGACCAUGGAGAGAUGAUAUAUAAUUUGUUUACUGUUAAU
This is a messenger RNA of Andrographis paniculata, 1448 nucleotides long. RefSeq lists its product as uncharacterized. The transcript is spliced from 13 exons. Gene Ontology annotation, biological process: protein demethylation. NCBI's taxonomy places the organism in Eukaryota, Viridiplantae, Streptophyta, Magnoliopsida, Lamiales, Acanthaceae. The record is from RefSeq and is a predicted model, not a curated record. Gene Ontology annotation, molecular function: protein methylesterase activity. Bases 123 to 1169 code for a protein of 348 amino acids.